AUGUGGGCCAGGGUCUUUGGACCAGAUUCCGCCAUCUGGCGGUAUCGAUUUAGUACAUGCUAUGACCUUGUCCCGGGGAAACUUUACAGGGAGUUGAAGAUCGAAUACCAGAUCCGCGCGAUUGUGCUGAGGGCCCCGAUUCAGUUCAAAGGCAAGGAGGAUGAUCGUCAAUAUCUCUGGAUGGAGGUCAUGCAGACUAUGCUCGAGGAGUCUCUGAACCUACCCAUCGCGCCUGGGGAAACCUCAAAGACCCUGCAAUGUAUCCGUGAGACUCUCCAGGGAGUGGAUUUUCUGAGCGAGUUUCAAAAAGAAGGAACUUCCUCGCAACUCUUUUAUGGUCUCCAGCUGUGCCUAACUUCGUUUGCCCUCGACCCAACCAUUACUGAGCCUUGUCGUCGGACAGACUACGACAUCACCCAAGUCUAUUCGUAUCUAGACGAGGUGGGCCAGGCAUUCAUCGAUCACGACGACCUUGACCUGGCCAAACUAUUGAAUUUACGCAAUUUCUGGCAGCGUCACUUUUUGAACGCUUCUGAGAUUUCCUUCAAUGAGUCCUUUUCUGGGCUGCCUACAGACAUGAAGCCCAAGACACGAAAGGAUAAUCCGACCAAUAUAUCCAAAUUAAGCCCAUCAUGGCUAGGAUAUUACUCUUGCAUGCAUCCCCUCUCAGAUCUGCUGCAUACGGACCGCCAGACAUGCGCUGAUCUUGAGACACAUGGCGAUUUAAUCGACAUCAUGAACCUCGAUCUCCAACCCUCGUCCUACCGGUUUUGGCCCGAGCAAUGCAACAAGAUCAUCCCUAUCGCUAGUGUUCCCGAUACAAUGAGGACAUAUUUCAAUGGCAAGCAGAGAGGAUAUGGUGGCGUCCACGAGGAAGAAAACCCUGUGUUCGGGUUUACUGAAGAUAUUCCUGCCCAGCAUGGUGGCUUUGGGGGAUGGACGAGGAUCUGUUUCAUGAUCCUUGAAGCAGAAGAGGAGGAGGGGGAGGAGGAAGAAGAAGAGGAAGAGGAGGAAGACGACGAAAUGCCUUUCUCCCCCGUGAUGGACGGUGAGGGCUGGAUCCAUGGAUACGAGGCUGUCAUCAUCCCCGGUGGGCGUAUGAUGCUGGGACGGUGGGUUGAUAUGAAGGAGCCAGAAGCCAGAGGCCCAUUCAUCUUCUGGGACGUAUAG
Molecule: messenger RNA, 1170 nt
Organism: Penicillium vulpinum
Lineage: Eukaryota; Fungi; Ascomycota; Eurotiomycetes; Eurotiales; Aspergillaceae
Exons: 4
Coding region: 1-1170 (389 amino acids)
Source: RefSeq, a predicted model, not a curated record